This is a messenger RNA of Spodoptera frugiperda (fall armyworm), 2055 nucleotides long. It is a transcript of the gene FeCH, whose product is annotated as ferrochelatase, mitochondrial. Bases 165 to 1391 code for a protein of 408 amino acids. The transcript has 10 exons. Gene Ontology annotation, molecular function: protoporphyrin ferrochelatase activity. The record is from RefSeq and is a predicted model, not a curated record. NCBI's taxonomy places the organism in Eukaryota, Metazoa, Arthropoda, Insecta, Lepidoptera, Noctuidae. Gene Ontology annotation, biological process: heme biosynthetic process.
AUACUUUGAUUUAAUUGUCAGUAUUCCAGUAAGGAGUGAGUGUGCGGAAAAUAAGCGAUAAAAUUCUAAUUACAAUUAAACAAUUAACUUAUUGCAUUUAUUUUAAAACAUUCUUAGGUCUGUGUAGCGAUUUAAUCAUUCCUAUAUAAGUGUCUGUCAACAAAAUGCUGCAAUCUAUUUGUCGCAAUGCGUUUACACGUAUAUCCAGGACAGUGUCCUAUGCCACUGCGGCGGGGACGGAGGCAGUCACGAAACCAAAGACUGCUAUUGUCAUGUUAAAUAUGGGCGGUCCUACUAAUAUAGAUGAGGUAGGAGAUUAUCUACAUCGGAUCAUGACGGAUCGCGACAUGAUACAGCUACCUGUUCAGGGUAAACUGGGGCCCUGGAUAGCGUCCAGACGCACUGAGGAUGUGCAGAAGAAAUACAUGGAGAUUGGAGGCGGAUCACCUAUACUGAAGUGGACAAAUAGCCAAGGGCAUCUACUAGUACAAGCGUUAGACAAGCUACACCCGGAGACUGCGCCCCACAAACACUACGUCUGCUUCAGAUACGUGCCCCCCUUCACACACGAUGCCUUCACUGCCCUUGAGAAUGACGGCGUGGAGCGAGCGGUGAUAUUUUCCCAGUACCCACAGUACAGCUGUGCCACGACAGGGUCCAGUUUAAAUGCGAUCGCAGACUUCUAUCAGAAUAGGCCAGUACCGAAACACAUAAAGUUUAGCUUAAUAGAGCGCUGGGCGUCACAUCCGUUGUUAGCCAAGGUGUUUGCGGAGCGUAUCAGAGAGAAACUAGAGGUGUUUGAUGAUAAAGUCAGGGAUGAUGUGGUUAUACUGUUUACGGCACACAGUCUGCCGCUCAAGGCGGUAUCCCGUGGCGACACGUACCCCCACGAAGUAGCCGCGACGGUGGCCAACACGAUGAUACAUUUGAACGUGAAGAACCCAUACAGACUGGUGUGGCAGUCUAAAGUGGGACCGUUGCCAUGGUUACAGCCCUAUACUGAUGAUGCUAUUAAGGCAUACGCGAAGCAAGGCAGGAAGCACCUACUGCUGGUGCCAAUAGCCUUCGUGAACGAGCACAUAGAGACAUUGCACGAACUGGACAUCGAAUACUGCCACGAUAUUGCUAAAGAGGCCGGUAUAACACAUAUAGAGAGGGCUGCGACACCGAAUGCUCACCCCACAUUCAUAUCGGCACUAGCAGACAUCGUAGUCAAGCAUUUAUCCGACCGGGAAAAGGUUUCAAAGCAAUUUUUAACAAGGUGCCCCCACUGUGUAAGCGAACGGUGUAGUAGAUCAAAGCAAUUCUUCAGAGAGUUGUGCGGAGAUGUGCUCACACAAACGACUAAUAUCACAGACAGCGAGACACCGCUGAAAGUUGUUAAAAAUUAAAUAAAUACCUUUUAAACAUUUGUUCCGAUAUUUGAAUGUAGAUUGUAUUAGUUUUGUAAGGGUUUUUAAUUGUUGUGUUUGUGGAUUUGUCAGUUUAUAAGGUGACUGGUAAUUAGUGAACGAUAUUUUAAUACGUGAUUGUACUCAUGAUUAUAAAUAAGUUUCUCAAAGAAACUGUUUUUGUAUAGUCAUUAGUUUUAUUUUUAUCACAAUAAACAACAAAAUUUCGAGCGCGCGUGUUUUCGUAUGAUCAGCUGUUAGCAGCGAGGCGUCCGCGCCCGCAUUAUCGGAAGAUUAGUAGGUAUUUUGGAAUAUUACGCGCUCGUGCUAAUGAAAUUUGUUAUUGUGAUAAAAAUAAAACUAAUGUAUAUACAAAAACAGUUUCUUUGGGAAAGUUGUUUGUAAUCAUGAGUACAAUCACGUGUUUAAAUAUCGUUCACUAAUUACCAGUCACCCUAUAUACGCAUCUCGCGCCCCUCUGUAUGGGGGGUAGUACGACUUUGGCAGAAACAAGUAUUUUAUAAGCACCUCUGCCUAUCCUUUGAGGUAUAAAAAGCCAUAAUAUAAUGUGAUUAUAUUGUAUGCACUCUACAAACCAAAAUGACCUCAUUAGCGUUCUAAAUAAAGUACAUAUUUGAAUAUUUUUACAUAAUUACAUUAUUUA